AUGGGUCAGCUGUUCUCCUCUCCGAAGAAUGAACAGAACCAAGAUUUGGCCUCCAGCUUUACUGAGUAUUUUAAGAAAUUUAAUACAGGAAACAAAACCAUUCCUCAGGAAAUCAUUGCUUCGAUUGAAUUAAGCAUGACAAAAGGGAACAUACAGGAGGCAAACUCUGCAAUCAGUGAUGCAUUAAAAGAAAUUGAUAAUAAGCCUCUCAAUGUUGCCAUCAUCGGGGAGUCUGGAUCAGGGAAGUCCAGCUUCAUCAAUGCCCUGGGAGGAAUUGGGCAUGAAGAGAAUGGUCUAGCUAACACUGGGGUAGUGGAGACAACCAUGGAGAGAUAUCCAUACAAACACCCCAAUAUGCCCAAUGUGGUUUUCUGGGACCUGCCUGGGAUUGGAACCACAGAAUUCCCAACAAGUACUUAUCUGGAGAAAAUGAAGUUCUAUGAGUAUGACUUCUUCAUUAUUAUUUCAGCCACACGCUUUAAGAAAAAUGAUAUAGACCUCGCCAAAGCAAUCAGCAUGAUGAAGAAGGAAUUCUACUUCGUGAGAACCAAGGUGGACUCUGACUUAAGAAAUGAAGAGGAGUUCAAACCUCAAACUUUUGACAGAGAAAAAGUCCUGCAGGCCAUCCGCCUUAACUGUGUGAAGCACUUUCAGGAGAAUGACAUUGCUGAGCCACCGAUCUUCUUGAUCUCUAACAGAAAUUUUUGCGAAUAUGAUUUCCCAAACCUGAUGGACAAAGUGAUAAGUGAUCUCUCUGUAUACAAGCGACACAAUUUUAUGCUCUCCUUACCCAAUAUUACAGAUUCAGCCAUUGAAAAGAAGCAACAAUUUCUGAAGCAGAGGAUUUGGCUCGAGGCCUUUGCAGCUGACCUACGGGGUAUCAUCCCUUCACCGACCUUCUUCUUGGAAAGUGAUUUGAAGACUCUGGAGAAAAGCAUGAAGUUCUAUCGCACUGUGUUUGGAGUGGAUGAUGCAUCUUUGCAGAGUUUGGCUAGGGACUGGCAAAUGCCGGUGGAUCAGGUGGAGGCCAUGGUGAAAUCUCCUAACGUGUUCAAACCUACAGAUGAAGAAACAGUACAUGAAAGGCUUACAAGAUAUUAUCAGGAGUUCUGUUUGGCUAAUGGGUAUUUAGUUACUAAAAAUCAUUAUCUUAGAGAAGUAUCUUACCUGAAAUUUUAUUUCCUUGACAUAGUGACUGAGGACUCUAAAACUCUUCUCAAAGAGAUAUGUUUAAGAAACAAGCUGAUUUCUGAUUAGGCUGAAGUCCUGUGUCUGUCAAAAAAUCAGAAUCAAUGACAGAAAAAUAGGACACUGAUACAGUAAAACAAUAUACUGGGUUUAUUCAGGCCAUUCAGGUGUUAUCCACAUUAAGUGAUUAUAUAUCCACAUUAGCAAGAGGAUCACAUAUGUAUAAAUAAGCUGAUAGCUAAAAACUAUCUCCUCACUUUGAGUAAACUCUCAGAUCAAGUAAUUUUACUUAUAUGUAAAUUUGUUUAAUAUAAAUCGACAUUCAUAUUCAGGGUUAGCAUUGUGAUGGUUAGUAUUGUCAACUCAACAGACUCUAGAGUCACAUGAAAGAUGAGUCUGUAGGCU
Molecule: messenger RNA, 1593 nt
Organism: Arvicanthis niloticus (Nile rat)
Lineage: Eukaryota; Metazoa; Chordata; Mammalia; Rodentia; Muridae
Product: interferon-inducible GTPase 1-like
Biological process (GO): innate immune response; cellular response to interferon-beta; autophagosome assembly
Cellular component (GO): endoplasmic reticulum membrane
Molecular function (GO): GTP binding; GTPase activity
Source: RefSeq, a predicted model, not a curated record